This is a messenger RNA of Gryllus bimaculatus (two-spotted cricket), 2359 nucleotides long. Lineage: Eukaryota; Metazoa; Arthropoda; Insecta; Orthoptera; Gryllidae. The record is from the annotation of a GenBank genome assembly.
AUGGAUACCAACUUUGUAAAUGAACAUUAACUCUGUUACCAAUCAGAUUGAGGUGUUUACGAUAUGCAGAUUUGUAAUGUUUGCAAUCAAAGCAUAAAGGAGAAGAAAAUGUCUCAGCUGUAAUUGUCAUUUGAAGAAAACUUGUUAUGUCACGUUGUAUGUGUUAAAUUGAAUGAUAUAAGAAAAUUAGGGUGAGCAAAUGAUAUCAGCGACGUUGAUGAGAAGUACAGAAGGAACUAAAAAAAACGUCAUUUGAUAGUUCAUUAUGAACAGUUUUUUCCUUCUCGAGUUUCUUUGGUCUUGCUCAAUACAAUUCUAAAAAGUUUCGUCUGUUUCUUGGCGGCUUUAAAUUCGAUGUUGACUAUGGAAGGAGGCCCUACGCCGAAGAAAGCACGAGUAAAACAAGAAUUCGAGACCAGGGUCAUCACAUCUUUACCAGACGCCGUACAAAUUCAUUUUGAAGAAGAACAUGAGACUGAUCAUUCCCCAGGAACUGAGUGUGGUGAUAGUUCCAGUGAUCAAUAUGAGCCUAUUGAAGUGCCUAUUGAAUAUUCUGAAGAGACAUUCCCUGUUAAUUUUAUUGAAGAUAAAUUAAAGACAGAGGCACUAAAAAACUCAAACACACAAUUUAUUUUGUGCCAGCCAAAUGAGUCUUUAGAAACUGUUAAAUAUUCAUGGACUCACUCAAUGACAUACAUCUUGAUUGAAGAAUACAGGAAGUUAAUGUCUGAUUUUCAAGAUCCUCACAAGAAACAAAAAGAUUCAUGGGUGAAACUUGCUGAAAACAUGUGUCGCCGGGGAUGUGAUGUUACUUGGGUCAUGUGUGAUCAAAAAUGGCGUAAUUUGAAACAUACAUUUAAAUCUAUUUAUUACAAUAAACAUCGUUCAGAGAAGAGUAAAAGACGAUGGGAUUUUUAUCAAGUUUUAGAAGAUGUAUUCAAACCUCAAUUGGAAGCUGAAGAUUUGAAGAAAACCACUGUUGUUUCUCCUCGAUUUCCAACUGAUGAUAUUGCAUCAAAGUCUGAAUCUGUUAGUGGUAAAGACCAUAAAGUUAGUGUUGAUGCUGUUAGCUAUCAGUUGCCAGUUGAUUACCAUUCUUCAAAUACUUAUGAUGUGUAUGAAGCAGAACCUCAAAAUGAAGGAAGUCAGCCUGAAGACCGAAAUAAUGUAAAAGACUCUCUACCUCCUAUAUGGUUUCAAGAAUUUUUGAAAGAGUAUCGUGAAACAGAAGACCAACGACUUGCUUUGGUUCGUGAGAUGCACAAUGAUUUACUUCAGAUAGAAAGACGAAAAGUUGCUGCUUUGGAAGGAUUACUGAUGAAAUUCUUUGAGUAAAGAAAAAAAUAGCCAGUUGUGUAUUCACCUUCCUUUGUACAUACAAAAUCUACCAUUAGCAUUAUUGAAUAUCAUUUGUCAAAGGUCAUUUGUUUUCACAAAGUAGAUUACCAGAAUCCAAUACAACAAGCAUUCUUGUUUUUAGUUGGAAUUAGAUUUUAUUAUGUUUAACAUUGUAACAAUCUGGAAAUAUUAUUUCCACCAAAUUUUUAUUUUCUGUUACUGGUACUUUUUGUAUAAUUAUCAUGUGUUACUUUCAAAAUACAAUAUUAAUUGACAAUGCACAUUUGUUUUCUUUGUCUACAUUUUUCUCUUUAUUGACAAUGAAAUCCUGUUAAGCAUGUUAUUUUAUAUUUCAGAUCCUUGGACACCUUUUAAAAUUUUUAAAUCUAGGAUUUCCAUGUAAUUGAUCAAGAAGUAAUUUAAGGUGAAUUUAUUCCUUUGUUAAACAUUUCUGGAACGAAAUGCAGUUAGUUUUAUUUAUAGUAAUUUGUACUGUUAAUUUUAUAAAAAGUGAUUGAAUAUGUAUACACUCUUACUGAAACAAUUAGAUUAAUAAUAAAGCUUUGUCAUUGCCAAGAUAUUACUUCAGAAUUCUGUCUAGACCCAUAUAUUUGUAAUGAACAUUUUGCUAAUAUAUAAAACUAACUUAUCAAUAACGUAAAGUAAAAAGUUCAUUUGUGCUUUGCAAUUUCGUAGUAAAAUUAAAUUUUUGUUUUCCUUAAUGUCCAUUAUUAUUCAUAGAAAGUUACUUGAAAAAGUAUCAAUUAAAAUGCUUGCUUAAAUUUUUGUUUAAUUACAAAAUUAGGUUUGAUCAUUGUCAAUAUGAUGAAUCAAGCCACAAUUCAUGAAAAUAAUAGAAAGGAAGCCUUUGUUUUAAUGUACUCAUAAGUGCUUUGAAACCAUAAAAGGAAAUAUUUUUUUAUAAUUCUUCCAGUAUCAUUUUAUUUAUCCAUUUAUCAUUCUUCCAAUACCCUAAAGAACCUGUUUCAAAUGGUGCAAAUCAAUUUGCCUUAGCAAGAGG